Lingula anatina is the source of this 1554-nucleotide messenger RNA. RefSeq lists its product as uncharacterized. The record is from RefSeq and is a predicted model, not a curated record. Lineage: Eukaryota; Metazoa; Brachiopoda; Lingulata; Lingulida; Lingulidae.
CGUUUUUCCUGUGCGCGAGAGGCUGUUCACGCAGUAAUUAAGAGAUAUCCCAUGAAUUAGCAAAUAGCGUCGAUUGCGAAGUGCGGAGGAAACCACGUCGCGCCUCCAACAGCGGCUGGCGCUAUAAAAGCGGCACCAGGGGUUCUAGCCAAGCUCGAGCACGCACGCACGUCUGAGUAGGAGGCAAAGGAAGUCCGUUAAAAGAAACACAGCCUCGUCCAUUUACUUAAUGCAUAGACGCUUCAAGACAUCUACAUAGGAAGGAUUGACAACAGACUGGCUUUUGAAAGCGUUCCUUCCUUAAAAAUAAUUCUGUUUUAGCGUAGAAGUUUGUUAUUGCAGUUUCUAUUGAGCACCAUCAGAGUAAGAUGCACGUUUUAGCCACGGCGACGAUAUGUCUGCUCUUCCAGGCCUUUCACGGUUAUUUAGCAGAUGGGUUUGAAAGAGACACCCGAGGAUUGGGGAUUAUGCGCAUGGGAAAGAGAGCCAACCAGCUGAAGAUGAUCCGCCUUGGUCGCGGUAUGAGGAUGCUGAGGCUCGGGAAACGAGGCGACCCCUACAUGUACGGUUACCCCUACGAUCUUUUCUACGAGCCAAGAAAUGAUAUCGCAGAGCAAUUCCGUCGUCAAAUUCCUACUUAUCCCAGAAUAGGGAAAGACUUAGACUAUGCGCCAUUUAGUGAGGAAUGGAACUGGCCGGCCGCCAAUCCGAGACCCCGAGUUGGCAAAGAACUGCAGGACUACGAGUGGGCGGCCGCAGAGGAGGCCAACCACGACGCCUCUCUCCCCUUUGUCCUUUCUCGGAAAAAGCGCUCGGCUGUAGAUAGGCCAGAGAGCCAUUACGACGAGAAAAAGGGCAGCCCAUCUCUCCCGCGCCUCGGCGAGCCCACAGCAAAGCGUUCAGAUGACGAGCCCCUUCCCUAUUUGCCCAAUGAAGACUAUGAGCAAUACGUCCGUGGAAUAAUCCCCUAUCCCCGCAUUGGCCGCUACGAAGCGUAUGACAUGCCCCCAGUUUAUGAUGAGGAUCCUUAUUUUGACACGUACGCAGACAAACGUGCUUUCCGCGGAUUACGACUGGGAAAGCGUAUGAGAAUGCUACGGCUGGGAAGAAGCGACUCCCAAAAAACAAACGACCUUUCAAAAGAGGAUUCUGACUUUUCACAACACGAAGAGAAGCGAAAGAUGCGCAUGCUACGACUUGGCAAAAGAAGCGAAAAUAGUAAAAUCAGUAAAGUUGCACCGGCUAAAAAUGAAAUCGCAUCCAAGAACUAAUAGUUCUUUUCCAUCUAUUUCAUUAUUAAUGAAGGUUUUUGAUAUUCAUGAACAUGGAACUUAAAAGUCAAUGCAAAGCUAACAAUUCUUUAAGCAUCUUUAAGCUUGAAUGCGCAAUUUCUGUGAUUUACAGAGUUGUGGUUCACUUGAACUCUAAUAGAAAAUACUCGAACCAAGUUCACGUAUGUUUAUUUGGAAAUAUGAAGAAGCAAGCUUUGUUUUCGGCUGAAGGGUUGUACAGAAAUAUUAUUUUGGUACUGUUUAAAAUGUCUAAUGAUUUACA